Peronospora belbahrii is the source of this 3378-nucleotide messenger RNA. The record is from the annotation of a GenBank genome assembly. Lineage: Eukaryota; Oomycota; Peronosporomycetes; Peronosporales; Peronosporaceae.
AUGAAAGCCGCGCGCACGAGCUGUGAGGGCUACCUCACCUUUCGCACGAGUCCGUCGUCACCUCCACCAAUGUUACGUCGUUAUUGCUUCCUUAUUGGCACUUCCUUUCAUUAUUAUAGCACACAGGAGGAUGCAUAUCACAUGCUACGGAUCAAGGGCGAGGUGGACGUGCUAGGAGUUCAGGAAUGGGACGGUAAAGGUAACAUGCACAUAUACCAGCAUGGAUUCUUGUUUGCUACAACGCAGAAUAAGGUAUUUUAUGCCUAUGCAGACACGGCAAUGGACAAGGAAAAAUGGAUCCGAGCAAUCCAAACUGCAGUCGUGACGACGGUACCUCGACUUGCAGCAGUAUUUUUCCAGCAUGCAUCGCAGGAUGUUGCGGUCUCACCAAUGAGCACUGUGACGGUUCCGUGCACCGAAACAGACGUGACGUGCAAGUGUCCCAAUUGCGCACAGUUGACAGCAGAAGCAGCUACUGCAAAGCAACCGGUACCGAUUGCCGCGACGCUCUUGUACAAAUGCAACAGUUGUGACGGGUUAUUUUGUGAUAAGUUCGCGACGCAUAAGGUGCCACUGCCGCAGAGAUCGUAUUACUAUGCGAAACGUGUAUGUGAUGGUUGCUACGAAGCACAAAAUUACAUUAACUAUUUGCGUGCUAUGGUGGAGCGUCUGAAGGCUGGAAUUUGCUUGUAUCCACGUCAGCUGAAUCCUGAGGCACCGAUUGAGCUCAUGAUGCCAAAGCGUCCGCUGCAGACUGAGUCAGCAAAAAUCGCUAUCGAUUUGCUUAAGGCAAAAGUGAUUACCGCAGAGGAAUGUGAGGAAAUUUUGCUCAAGGAUCGAAGAUUUUAUGACCAUACAAUGGACCAUCCCGAGAUUCCACUUGACCUGAAAAUAUUGGGCCUGCAUCGUGAAUUUCGUGCACGCAGUUUUAGCGUGUACCGUGCAGUUAUCUUGUUGCAUCGUCACUUGGAUAGUGAUCCUCUGCUAUUCAAGCCUAUUGUGGAAAAGUUGCUUCACUUUUCGUACACACGCAUCAACCAAGUGGAGUUUUAUUGGCCCCAGAUUGUACACGCGUAUUUGUCGAUUCCAAAUUUUGAUUUUGAGAAAAUAUUUUGGUUGGAUGAGCUCAUUUUGUCGGUGUGCUCGCGCUCCAUCCACCUCGCAUUACUGCUUCGAUGGCAAUUACAAGGCGCACUCGAAGAUUCGUUUGAUCCAAGAAAACCCAAGGAGAUGCAAGACAAAUACGCACGUGUAGUGCGUUUGAUGGUUGAAAUUGAGCGUGAGGUCGCUGGUGUAGACCGAGCCACUGUGCUUAGCCGUGACCCACAGCUAGGAACACCGCAGGUGCACAAGCGAAAUUUACCUUUGCCCACAGAUGACCAGCUGCAGGUUAUUGUGAAGCUAACGGAGGAGAUAGCAAACUAUCGUCGGCAAGCGCAUAGUUCCGCAGCCGAAAAUAGUUUACCUCCAAGCAGAGAUUUAGUGCUGCAGUUGUCGCCAUCUAUUGCACGGAACGCCACGAAUCGUAGCAAUUCGGUAGAUUCCGAUGUUGACAGUCGAUUCCGCGAUUUUUCGCGCUUCCAACAGCAUUUGCUUACACCUAAGGAACACUUAGACUCGAUGCUGAUCACGCACCCUACAUGUGACGACUAUGAGCAAGAUGAGCGGCUGUCCAUUCUUGAAGAGGAGGAUAAAGAUACAAGCAUAUUUAGCGAGUCUGUUCGACGCAUGAGUCAGACGGACAAGUCUCUGUUAGCGAAGCAUUUUGCUGACGAAUGCGACUUUGUAGAGCAGAUCACCGAUAUUGCAGAUGCGCUACGUUUUGUACCAUCUAUUAAGGAUCGUAAGGCUCAAUUGCCGUCAUAUUUGGUGAAGCUACACCUUCCACCCAUGGCAUAUGUGCCGCUGGUGAAAGCCACGGAUCCGUUUGAGCGUAUUGUGCGAAUACCUACAACGGAAGGCACCGCAUUCUCGACCAAGGCACGUGUUCCUAUAUUGCUAAUUUUUGAGGUGAUACGCGGUAACCCUUUUAACGAUGACCACGUACUUCCCGAGUCACCACGUUCUCCUUCAAGGCAAGUUCCGAACGACAAUUCUGCAUUUGAAUCUUCCGAGGUCAAUUAUGUUGAAGAUGAUGAGAUUGGAGAGCUAAUUGGACACCAGGCAAGUGAAGCUUUUGGUGGUGAUGUGGAGGAUGUAGAGGAAGUUCUACCGGAAGUUAUACACCCUCCCCCCAUUGUGCUCGAGACGCAUCAUACCCCAAUUUCCGCGUCUCGUCGUGCGCGGGUACCUGAGACACCAAGCAAUGUUCCUGACAUUGUGUCAACGCCAUCAACGAUACCUCCAAUCUUGAUGCAGCCUAGUGAAAAGUCGAUGGAUGCAGACGGUGGACCGACUGCAGAGGGCACGCCAUCAGCAUCGUUUGAAAUGGACUUAGCAACGGGCAAUUUAACAGCACAGGCGAUUGAGCGUGAAAAAGCACGCCGAAGAGAUUUUGAGGCGGCGUUUGGUGAAUCUUGGAGCUCAAAGCGCUCAAGACUGAAGGCUGCAUCGCCAUACGGCCACCUUCCUGGAUGGGACAUUGUGUCUAUGAUUGGCAAAAGCAACGAUGAUCUUCGGCAAGAGGUAUUUACUCUGCAAUUGAUUCAGAAGUUUGUUGAAAUCUUCAGGAGCGCGAAUCUUCCUAUGUGGGUAAAGAGAUACCGAAUCAUCGCUACAAGUUCAUCCACUGGGCUAAUCGAGACUUUGGUCAACGCGAUCUCGCUGGACGGUCUGAAGAAGCGUGAAUGCUAUGUUUCAUUACUCCAUCACUUCAAAAAAUCGUAUGGGCCACCAGGCUCGCACCGAUUUAAGGAAGCUCGGCGGAAGUUUAUUCAGUCGAUGGCAGGAUACUCACUUGUGUGCUACUUCCUUCAAAUUAAGGACCGGCAUAACGGUAAUAUUAUGCUGGAUGACGAAGGUCACAUUAUUCAUAUUGAUUAUGGAUUUUUGCUUGGAAUUGCGCCGGGAGGAAUGCUGAGCAUCGAGACAGCACCAUUUAAGCUUACAGCCGAGAUGGUGGAAACCAUGGGUGGGCAGGAUUCUGAGGGAUUUAAGGAGUAUGUUACGCUUUGUACGAGAGGUUUUCUGGCGUGUCAACAGCGCUGCGACGAAAUAUGUGAUCUCGUGAACGUAAUGUCACGCCAAUCGCCGUACCCGUGCUUCUUGGGCAUCGACGCUGAAUAUAUUUUAUUGCGCUUGCGGUCACGCUUCAAGCUGUCGCUGUCCAAACAAGAGACUGUGGCGCAUGUACUGGCGCUCAUUCGCAAGAGCAACAACAACUACAGCACCCGUCAAUAUGAUAACUUUCAGCGUAUGACGAACGGUAUUCUUCCUUAG